Molecule: messenger RNA, 1296 nt
Organism: Bipolaris zeicola 26-R-13
Lineage: Eukaryota; Fungi; Ascomycota; Dothideomycetes; Pleosporales; Pleosporaceae
Exons: 1
Coding region: 1-1296 (431 amino acids)
Molecular function (GO): protein binding
Source: RefSeq, a predicted model, not a curated record
AUGUCAAAUUCCAUAACCAACGGCGACAAGGGGAGUGCUAGCGCUCCCCGUGAUCAUUUGAGUAACUUGCCCGAGGAAAUCUUGCUCCAAAUCUUCGAAGCCGUGGGUCGCAAUGCCAGGCGCGACCUCUGUAAUGUGUCGCGCGUCAACAAGAAAUGUCAUCGCCUCAGUGAUGCCAUUCUCUACAAGAGUAUUCUUUUCGAUUCGCCAGAGCUGCAUCUCACCUUUAGCGAGUCGCUGAGUCGGCGACCCCGUCGUGGCUCUGCUAUUCACGAAAUCAAGCUCUCAUACCCAUCCUCGGAACUGUCGCAACUGGCCCUCGAUGCACCAGUACAUGGCUCGUAUCUCGACCCCAAGCGAUCAGACAGCCUUUCACGGACAUUGUCUAUCAUGUCGAAUUUGGAAAAGUUGGACAUCUCAGUACCAGAUGUGUUGCUGCAUGGCAUUGGCACCUUGUUCAAUGGUCCGUUCGAUCUCACCUGUUUGAAGACAUGUUCGCUAUUCUACCAAUGCGCCAAUGAUGCAUACUGGGACCUCCGCGAAAACAUUCACAUAUUCGCUCACCCGACUCUUGAGACUUUGACCAUUCGACGAGCGAAGCUAGACGAAAAAGGCUUUGACCACAUCGAGCGACCCCACAUGACAGCGCUAAAGCAUCUCCAUUUGAUCGAGUGCGACAUUAACGAUGAUUCGCUUGGCGAUCUCCUUGAACUGCCCGAGGCGCUUGAGGAAUUUGUUAUGACGCAGACAGAAGAGCCAGAGCCAGAGUUGGAGGAGAGUUCCGAUAACGUUGGUGACUACAUCUUGGCUGCACAGUCGCAGGCCGAGUUUCUAAAGAGCAUUACAAUCGACCACCCUACACUUACUGGACGCAAGGUAUUACGAAUGAGAGAGUUUGCAGCACUGGAGACCCUGCGUCUGAAUUGGGACUAUCAACUUUUUGGGAAAUCGUCUAAACGACCAAGGCUUCAUUCAGUAGGGUUACCGCCGGUCAUGGAAACGCUCGAGUUCUUCAACGAUCUGGGAAGCGACAACGAAGUCACGGAUCUUUUGCUGGCUACGAUUGAGCAAAAAGACGUUGUUGCGCGGAACUGGAAGAAAUUUAUAGUAGUCGAAGGGGAGAAUGGAGUUUCUCGAGAAAUCAAGGAUGCGUGCAAGGCAGCGGGACUUCAGCUAGACAUCAUCGGGGCCAUGGAUGACGAUUCAGACGAGAAUUCAGAUGACGACUCAAAUAACGAUUCAGAUGAGAAUUCAGAUGAGAAUUCAGAUGACGAUUCGGAUAAGAACAGCGAAUAA